ACAUUAAACCCACACUUCUCUCUCUAAAAUCUGAGAUGUACGAUUACAAAGUGAAACAAUAAUUGUCAUUUAUUUUGUUAUUCAUCGGAAAAAUGAGAGCAGAAGUGAGGGGGAAAACGAGUUCAGUUUCAGUGCAUAAUAAUUCAACGAUUUUGAAUAGGGCUGAUAAUAGUUCAGUUUAUGGUGCGUUAAAGGGGUGCCUUGGGAGCUUAGACGGUGGUUGUAUUGAGAAGCUUUUGGUUCAUUGUGGCAGUGCUCUUGAGAGCCAUGAUGUGACUUUGGCUCAGCAAGUUAUGUGGGUUCUUAAUAACGUUGCUUCACUGGUUGGGGACCCUAACCAACGCCUCACUUCUUGGUUUUUGAGGGCUUUAGUUUCUAGGGCCUCUAGGGUUUGUCCUUCUCCGUCUCCAACUUCGAUGAGUUUUAAUGGAAGUAGUAUUCGUGUUGAGACAAGGUUGAUGUCCGUUACUGACCUUGCCAGAUACGUAGACGUGAUUCCAUGGCAUCGAUUUGGGUUUUGUGCAGCAAACAUUGCUAUAUACAAAGCAAUUGAAAGGUACCAAAAAGUUCAUAUAUUAGACUUCAGCAUUUCUCAUUGUAUGCAAUGGCCAACUCUCAUUGAUGCCUUAUCCAAAAGACCACAAGGCCCUCCUUCCCUUCGUAUCACUGUCCCUUCUUUUAGGCCACAAGUUCCCCCUUUACUCAAUAUACCCACUCAACAAAUUGGCCUUUGUUUAACCAAAUUUGCCAAUUCCAAAAACAUCCCAUUUCAAUUCAAUCUCUUUCCUUAUAACCACAAUAAUAAUAAUAUUAUUAUUUCAUUAUUCGAUCCUUCAAUUUUAAAUCUCCAACAUGACGAGGCCUUGGUCAUAAAUUGCCAACACUGGCUACGAUACGUCUCCGACGACGAAAAAGACGACUUCAUUAACGCCACGAAACGUCUCAACCCACGAAUCACGGUCGUGGUCGACGAAGAUUUCGACUUGACAGACUCGAGUCUCGCCUCGAGAAUUACAACAAGUUUUAAUUAUUUUUGGAUACCGUUCGACGCGCUCGAAACUUUCUUGUCGAAAGAUAGCACGCAAAGGCUCGAGUACGAGGCAGACGUCGGGCAACGGAUUGAGAAUAUUAUUGGGUUUGAAGGGAAGCAAAGGGUGGAGAGAUUGGAAAGUUGUGUGAAGGUUUCUGAGAGAAUGAGGAAUGGUGGGUACUUAAACCAACCGUUUUGUGAUGAAGCAGCAGAUGAGGUGAAAGCCUUGCUGGCUGAGCAGGCUAGUGGAUGGGGGAUGAAGAGAGAAGAAGAUGCAUUGGUGCUGACGUGGAAGGGCCAUAAUGCAGUGUUUGUUACAGCUUGGGUUAGCAGUGAUGAUGAAAUUGUUGUGGCUUGAAUUUACUUUUAUGUUGACAAUUGGAUUUUGGUUCUAGUGGUCGUCCAUUAAUCUUUAGAGGCAAUUUUUAGGAGCACAUAGUGUGUUUUCUGUCUUAAAACAGCUACUACAACUUUUUACAGGUUCCUAGUUUGGAUAUCCAUUCAAACAAAUGCGAACAAGUUCAAUAGUUUAAUAUCGUCGUUAAUCA
Messenger RNA from Cucumis melo (muskmelon), 1578 nucleotides. Its product is annotated as scarecrow-like protein 32. Lineage: Eukaryota; Viridiplantae; Streptophyta; Magnoliopsida; Cucurbitales; Cucurbitaceae. Bases 93 to 1388 code for a protein of 431 amino acids. The transcript is spliced from 2 exons. The record is from RefSeq and is a predicted model, not a curated record. Gene Ontology annotation, molecular function: sequence-specific DNA binding; DNA-binding transcription factor activity. Gene Ontology annotation, cellular component: nucleus. Gene Ontology annotation, biological process: regulation of DNA-templated transcription.